UCAAUAAUUAAUUUAUCAUGUUUUUUGAGUUAGACGACAUCAGAAGAAGACAUUCAUUAUAUUUUGAUUGUUAUAAUGCUGGUGUAUGGACAGAUGCUCCAGAAAAGUAAGUAGUCUUUUGAAUAAAUUAGUUCAUUGAGAUGGAAUUAUACUAGAGGAGCAAUAUCAGGAUUAUUGGGAAGUGUUGUUGGUGAAGCAUGGCAUAAUUUUUAUGAGAAUUGGAAAUUAUUGUAUUUAAUAUAUAUAAGUUUAAGGUUACGUAAGUAUGAAUAACCAAAUACUGUCAAAGAAUUGUAUAAUUUUAGUAAAGCAACAGUCAAUCUUGAAAAUUUCAAAAGAUCAAUGGGUACCAGAAUGUAAUUUGCUUUUGCUUCAGGUGGCAUUGAUUGGGCAUUAAGAUUAGCAGCAUUUAGAGCAGUCAAUCAUGGAUGGCAAAGUAAUGUAUUAAUAUAUUGAAUAUAGGAACUUGGGGUACAUUUGAAUAUGGAUUCUUAAGAAAAAUCCCAGGUACUAUGUUCAUUUCACUUCUUACUGCACCAAUUGGAAUUCCUUUUGAAGUUGCUAGAAUGGCUUAUUAUGCUGAUAAAACAUUCCCUAAAGAAUUGUAAAAAGGAUAUACUUCAUUUUUUAAUGCUUUAUGGAGAAUUCCAUUUGAAGAGGGACCAUACUAUUUUUAUAAAAAUUCAUUCCCUCUUUUUGCUAGAAACUUCUUCUAAACAUUAACUCUAUUAUACUCUUUUGAUUGGAUGAAGGAUAAAGUAUUGAUUAUUAUAUUAAGUACAAUAGUUAUCUGUUCUUACAAGAGUAGCAGAAAUUCCAUAUUUCCCAGUUAAAGUUUUAAAUUGUUUCUUAUCUACAUAUUUGGCAAUUUUGACAAGUUACUCCUUAUCUUAAGUGACAAGAGAAAUGGUAGAAUUAUGGCCAAAACCAAAUGGUGUAUGUCCUUAUGAUGGUAAUUAUAGAAAAGCUGCUACUCAUAUUUGGUAAUUGAAAUUAUUAUUAUGUAUAUAGGUAUGCUAGAAAUCUCAAUAAUUAUUUCCCAGGAAUGUUAAGAAAUUAUGCUAGUAGAUAAUUCUUACCAAUGUUUGUGACUCUUUGGUGGGCUGACUCUUUUGGAUUGUUUACUUAUUGGAAAAUAGAUAUGUUUAGUGGAGCAGGAUCAAAUACAUGGGAAGAUUCAUUUUGCUGAAAUUAUUAAUCAAUAUUAAAUUCAAAAUACC
Molecule: messenger RNA, 1220 nt
Organism: Paramecium primaurelia
Lineage: Eukaryota; Ciliophora; Oligohymenophorea; Peniculida; Parameciidae
Source: the annotation of a GenBank genome assembly